This is a messenger RNA of Saccharomyces eubayanus, 3621 nucleotides long. It is a transcript of the gene MYO5, whose product is annotated as myosin 5. Bases 1 to 3621 code for a protein of 1206 amino acids. Lineage: Eukaryota; Fungi; Ascomycota; Saccharomycetes; Saccharomycetales; Saccharomycetaceae. Gene Ontology annotation, molecular function: actin filament binding; ATP binding; microfilament motor activity. The record is from RefSeq and is a predicted model, not a curated record. Gene Ontology annotation, biological process: vesicle transport along actin filament; actin filament organization; endocytosis. The transcript has a single exon. Gene Ontology annotation, cellular component: cytoplasm; actin cortical patch; plasma membrane.
AUGGCAAUCUUAAAGAGAGGGGCUAGAAAGAAAGUUCAUCAGGAACCAGCCAAACGUUCUGCUAAUAUCAAGAAAGCCACUUUCGAUUCUUCGAAGAAGAAAGAAGUUGGUGUGUCUGAUUUGACACUUUUAUCUAAAAUAUCUGAUGAAGCCAUCAAUGAGAAUUUGAAAAAAAGAUUUCAGAAUGCCACGAUCUACACCUAUAUUGGUCACGUGUUGAUUAGUGUCAAUCCAUUCAGAGAUCUUGGAAUAUAUACAGAUGCUAUUAUGGAUGAAUAUAAGGGUAAGAAUAGGUUAGAAGUUCCACCGCAUGUAUUCGCAAUUGCAGAAUCAAUGUAUUACAACAUGAAAUCUUAUAAUGAAAAUCAAUGUGUUAUUAUUUCAGGUGAAUCAGGUGCCGGAAAAACUGAAGCGGCUAAGAGAAUCAUGCAAUAUAUUGCAGCUGCUUCAAGCGCUCACACAGAAUCAAUUGGGAAGAUCAAGGACAUGGUUUUGGCUACCAAUCCUUUGUUGGAAUCCUUCGGCUGUGCAAAGACCUUGAGGAACAAUAACUCUUCAAGACAUGGUAAGUAUCUGGAAAUUAAGUUUAACAAUCAAUUUGAACCAUGUGCAGGUAAUAUUACAAAUUAUUUGUUGGAAAAGCAAAGAGUCGUGAGCCAAAUUAAAAAUGAAAGAAACUUUCACAUAUUUUAUCAGUUCACCAAAGGUGCUUCCGACGCUUAUAGGCAAACUUUUGGUGUGCAAAAACCAGAACAAUAUGUUUACACAGCGGCUGCCGGAUGUAUAUCAGCUGAUACAAUUGAUGAUUUGCAAGAUUAUCAAGAAACACUAAAGGCUAUGAAGGUCAUCGGUCUCGGACAAGAAGAACAAGAUCAAAUAUUCAGAAUGUUGGCGGCAAUCCUUUGGAUUGGUAAUAUAUCUUUUAUUGAAAAUGAAGAGGGAAACGCACAAGUCAGAGAUACUUCUGUAACUGAUUUUGUUGCUUAUUUACUACAAAUAGAUGGUCAAUUAUUGGUCAAGUCACUAGUUGAGAGAAUUAUGGAAACCAAUCACGGUAUGAAAAGAGGAUCUGUGUACCACGUUCCAUUAAAUAUCGUUCAAGCAGAUGCGGUGAGAGAUGCUUUAGCAAAAGCUAUUUACAAUAACCUAUUUGACUGGAUUGUUGGCAGAGUUAACAAAUCUUUACAAGCGUUUCCUGGAGCUGAAAAAUCCAUUGGUAUUCUUGAUAUUUAUGGUUUUGAAAUUUUCGAACAUAACUCUUUCGAGCAAAUUUGUAUCAACUAUGUUAACGAAAAGCUACAACAAAUUUUUAUCCAAUUGACAUUGAAAUCUGAACAAGAAACUUAUGAAAGAGAAAAAAUUCAGUGGACUCCAAUCAAAUACUUCGAUAAUAAGGUUGUUUGUGAUUUGAUUGAGGCCAGAAGACCUCCCGGUAUUUUUGCCGCAAUGAAUGAUUCUGUUGCAACAGCACAUGCUGAUUCCAAUGCAGCUGAUCAAGCUUUUGCUCAACGUUUAAACCUGUUCACAACAAAUCCACAUUUUGAAUUAAGAUCUAGCAAGUUUGUGAUUAAGCACUAUGCCGGUGACGUCACAUAUGAUAUCGAUGGUAUCACAGAUAAAAACAAAGACCAAUUACAAAAAGACUUGGUAGAACUACUUGGUACUACCACUAAUACAUUUGUAGCCACAAUUUUCCCAGAUAACGUUGAUAAAGAGUCUAAAAGAAGACCACCGACAGCAGGCGAUAAAAUUAUAAAAAGUGCAAAUGAGUUAGUUGAAACUUUGUCAAAAGCACAGCCUUCUUACAUCAGAACAAUUAAGCCAAACGAAACGAAAUCCCCUAAUGAUUAUGAUGACCGCCAAGUCCUUCACCAGAUCAAAUACUUAGGUUUGCAAGAGAACGUACGUAUCAGAAGAGCGGGCUUCGCAUAUAGGCAAGUAUUUGAAAAGUUCGUAGAAAGAUUUUAUUUAUUAUCUCCGCACUGUUCUUACGCCGGUGACUAUACAUGGCAAGGUGAUACGUUAGACGCUGUUAAAUACAUUUUACAAGACUCGUCCAUUCCACAGCAAGAAUAUCAAUUAGGUGUUACAAGCGUCUUUAUCAAAACACCUGAAACCCUAUUUGCUUUGGAGCAUAUGAGGGACAAAUACUGGUAUAAUAUGGCUGCCAGAAUUCAGCGUGCUUGGAGAAGGUUUCUACAAAGGAGAAUUGAUGCCGCUAUUAAGAUUCAACGUACUAUCAGAGAAAGAAAAGAAGGCAAUAAGUAUGAAAAACUUCGUGAUUAUGGUACGAAAGUCCUGGGUGGAAGGAAGGAAAGAAGAUCCAUGUCUUUGUUAGGUUACAGAGCCUUCAUGGGUGAUUACCUAUCGUGCAAUGAAUCCAAAUCCAAAGGUGCGUACAUAAAAAGGCAAGUAGGUAUUAAAGAGAGGAUUGUUUUUUCUAUACACGGUGAAGCCUUGCAUACAAAGUUUGGCCGUUCUGCACAAAGAUUAAAAAAGUCCUUCUUACUAUCUCCAACCACAUUUUACAUUGUAGGCCAGACUUUAGUUCAGAAUGCUAUGACUUAUACCCAAGAUUAUAAAAUUGACGUACGGAGUAUUCAAGCGGUCAGUUUGACGAAUUUACAGGACGGAUGGAUCGGUAUUAACAUGACCAACUCGGCUCAACCUGACCCAUUGAUCAACACGUAUUUCAAAACAGAACUAAUAACACAUCUAAAAAAACUUAACGAUAAAAUUCAGGUUAAAAUAGGCCCAACACUUGAGUACCAAAAGAAACCUGGAAAAUUACAUUUAGUUAAAUGCCAAGUCAGUGAAUCAGCUCCCAAAUAUAGCGACAUAUAUAAAUCUAGCACUAUAUCUGUUCGUCGUGGUAACCCCCCAAAUUCUCAAGUACAUAAAAAACCGAGAAAUAAGAGCUCAAUUUCUCCAGUGUAUCGUACUAGUCCCUCGGAAUCAACGAAAAGAACUGCCUCGAGAGUUCCCGCACAAGCCCAACGAGUUCCUACUGCUCCAACUUCGAGAAACUCCAAAAAACCUGCUCCACCGCCACCGGGAAUGCAGAGCAGAGGUAAUGUGAAAAGCUCCGGUUCAGCUCCUGCUCCAACUCAGAGAAGUACUGCUGCACCUGCUGCUAUAGUUCAAACCAAUAGGCAGACCAGCGUGCCUCCCCCACCUCCUCCACCUCCACCGGCUUCAAAACCAAAGGAACCUAUGUUUGAGGCAGCCUAUGACUUUCCGGGUUCAGGCUCACCAUCUGAGCUACCUUUGAAGAAAGGCGAUGUAGUUUACAUUACAAGGGAAGAGCCAAGCGGAUGGUCUCUCGGAAAACUUUUGGACGGUUCUAAAGAAGGUUGGGUCCCAUCGGCAUAUAUGAAACCACAUUCUGGGAGUAGCAGUGGAGCCGUACCUCUCCCCCCACAGAAUGUAAUUUCUCCUCAGCCUGUUCAAAAUACUGAACAGCAGAACAAUGGCACUCCAACAAGUGUUUCCCCAGCAGCUAACCAAGCAAGUUUUGGUGAUGGUUUGGCUAAUGCACUAGCUGCGAGAGCAAACAAAAUGAGACUAGAGAGCGAUGGGGAGGAAGGUGCUGAUGAUGACGAGGAGGAAGACGAUUGGUAG